GCGUGAAUGGGUGCAGCGUAUCACGGGACAACACGUGCGAUUCGUUAAUUAUUUAUUUAUUUUUUCUUGAACGAAAAUUUUUUUUUUUCUUCUGGAUGGUUUAAACCUGAAUAAGUAACUCCUCGGAGCCAAGGUUCUGUGGGAAGGGAUGAAGUCGCUGUUAGUGUUUAUUCCCAGGAAUUUUUUCUACGAAGCCCCUGGGUACAUAACAGGAAAGGUGGUCUACGACUCCGAGAGUGAGAGUAAAAAAUUCUACAUAAUUGGUACACAGUCUUGCCCUCGUGGCACUCCAAAGAUCCACUCAGACCUGAUCGGGUACUACUGGGGAUGCAAAGAGGUAUCCAAGAUCGACAGAAGGACAUGGAACUGGAUAGAGAUCUCGUCGAAGCCCUCGAACUCCAGAAGAUGUCACGAUUACUAUUUAAAAAAUGUAACCAUAGACAACCACAGAGUAGAACUGACCGAGAAUUCCCAGCAUACGGUGAAAAUAAUUUAUGAUCAGGUUGGGCUGCUGAAGGCCGAGUUGUUCAGAAGUUCUGAGCACUAUGGGGACCACUUCCUCGAGUUAAAGGCCAUCCUGGAGAGGAGGCAAGUCGAGGUGACAGAAAAGGGAAUGGUUGUGAGGGUCAGAGAGGCCUUCCUCAUGUAUACAGUCCUGGGGUUGAUGUACCCUGUCUUAUUCCUGGGAAAACUCACGAAUAGACUGAUGCCAGCCCUCAAGUACUCGACACUGGGGCUCCAUGUCCAUGGAUGGCUGGAAAAUACCAAAUGGAUGCUGGCGACUGUAGCCCAAGACAGGAGAAUCAGCUUGAAGACCAGAAAUCACAUUCUUGCAACCAUGUUUGAUGUUUACCUUGGGGUGAUGGCUCUAAGACUGCUUCUGCAUUAUAUCGGGGGGAUACCACCCUCCCAGGUGCUGCUAGAUAAUGCUGAGAAAGUCGUGGAAUCGUUGAAGAGCCUCAUCCACUGGCUGAUGGGCUCUCCAGCUGGUCUAAAACUCAAUCACUCCUUCAACAAAAUGCUGGGAAAAUUCUUCCUGUAUCACAUUCACCUCUGGUGGACGUUCCUUGUCUCUAUAAAACCAGUGAUGAAUUUUUUCUUCGAGGUUUUACUUCUCUUCGGAAGACUGGGAAUUACCUUCCAGAUAUCGAUCGCAGCUGAUCUACUGGCACUCGUCAGUUUUCAUACUUAUUGUAUUUAUAUUUAUGCUGCCAGAUUAUUUAAUAUUCAAGUGCGUGGUUUGACAGCUCUCUUUCGUCUAUUCCUUGGGAAAAAAAGAAAUCCCCUGAGGGAACGAGUAGACUCUUGUCAGUAUCAGGCGGAUCAGUUGUUCGUUGGGACACUUUUAUUCACCAUUAGUCUAUUUCUCAUGCCAACCACUUGGGUUUAUUACUCAGUCUUCACAACACUCAGGUUAAUUCUCAUUGGAUUCGGGGGCUUUCUUACGAGAUUAAGAUUUUAUCUGCAAGUGAUACCAGCCUACACCUUUUUCUGCUGGUUCUUUCGAUCUAAAAGCACGAAUAGUUCAGUUAAAUUGCUGAUGAAACCUAGAGAUCAAUCUGGAGCAAUUACUCUUUCGAUGACGACAGUUUCAGCACCCUGGAGAGACACCUGGAAACGUUGUAUUCCAGAUACUCUCACGUAUCAUCCCUCCAUUGAGUGGGGAGAGAUCGUGAGUAACAUAUUCUGGGGCCAACUGCUUUAUCCCUUGUGAAUCAAUCAAAUCGAGUGACUCCAUAUAAUGAAUAAUUGAUUAGAGUAAUUAAAGAAAUUGAUCAAAGUAUCAUGUAGAACCGAAGGAACAACUCCAAACAUUAAUAAAAUAUUUUUAAUUAUUUCCUUUA
Fopius arisanus is the source of this 1844-nucleotide messenger RNA. It is a transcript of the gene PIG-Q, whose product is annotated as phosphatidylinositol glycan anchor biosynthesis class Q. The record is from RefSeq and is a predicted model, not a curated record. The coding region runs from base 149 to 1714 and encodes 521 amino acids. The transcript has 5 exons. Lineage: Eukaryota; Metazoa; Arthropoda; Insecta; Hymenoptera; Braconidae. Gene Ontology annotation, cellular component: endoplasmic reticulum; membrane. Gene Ontology annotation, biological process: GPI anchor biosynthetic process.